Messenger RNA from Mytilinidion resinicola, 524 nucleotides. RefSeq lists its product as uncharacterized. The transcript has a single exon. The record is from RefSeq and is a predicted model, not a curated record. The coding region runs from base 33 to 314 and encodes 93 amino acids. NCBI's taxonomy places the organism in Eukaryota, Fungi, Ascomycota, Dothideomycetes, Mytilinidiales, Mytilinidiaceae.
GUGUGGGGGUGGGUGGAGGAAUCAAAUCGCACAUGCGUGAGGAGCGAUGGAGCGGUGGAGUUGGAGUGGUGGAUCAAAAUUGGCUGCGACCAAAGCAUGGUGGAGGGGUUGGUGGUGGGGGGAUCAAAAUGCGCACAGAAGGACCGCAUGGAGCGGAAGGAUGUGGGUGGUGUUGCGAAGGAGGGAAGAGAGAAUUUUUAUCUCUACGGAUAUUCAAGAAUUAUGGCAGAUUCUGCAGACCGUUCAAAAUCGCACGGGAGCAGCUUCUAUGUGGAGUGCUCUGCGAAGUUAAAAAGCGGCAGAUGAACCUAUGAUGGCUGUGAGAGUGUUGGGGGAUCAAACUUUGGACCCGAAGACCGUAUGGAGUUGGUGUCGAUUGGGUGGAGGAUGAAACUAGGCAUGUCUGAAUCUACAAUGUGGUGGUGGAUGUGACGUGUGGAUCAAAAUUCAACUGGGAUAUCGAGCAUGGUGGAGGGGUUGGAGGUGGGUGAUUAAAAAUAAAACAGCAGCAAGACCAUGGAGGG